Molecule: messenger RNA, 948 nt
Organism: Acanthamoeba castellanii str. Neff
Lineage: Eukaryota; Discosea; Longamoebia; Acanthamoebidae
Product: endo1,3(4)-beta-glucanase, putative
Exons: 6
Coding region: 1-948 (315 amino acids)
Biological process (GO): glucan catabolic process
Molecular function (GO): hydrolase activity, hydrolyzing O-glycosyl compounds
Source: RefSeq, a predicted model, not a curated record
AUGAAGCCCACCGCUGGCCUUCUGUGCUCUUCGUUGCUGAUCGUGCUCGCCUUGGCCUGCACCGCACAGGGUGCUGGGUACUCCCUCACGUGGGAGGCCAAGGGCUCCACCUUCUUCGACAAGUUCAACUUCAUCACCUACAACGACCCCUCGCUUGGCUUCGUCAACUACGGUUACAUCUCGGUCAAAGCCAAUGGGCAGGUGAAGCUCAAGCCCGACACCAGCAAUGUGGUGGCGGCCGGGGCGCGCGGCCGCGAUUCGGUGCGCCUCGAGUCCAAGACGCUGUUCAACGGAGGCGUCUUCGUGGCCGACGUGGCCCACAUGCCCACCGGCUGCGGCACCUGGCCCGCCUGGUGGACCUACGGACCCAGCUGGCCUACCAACGGCGAGAUCGACAUCAUCGAGGGGGUGAACAGAGACACGGUCAAUGCUGCGACUCUCCACACCAGCGCCGGGUGUGACAUGACCAGCGUCAACCAGACGCAGCUCAUGACCGGGACAUUCCUGGAGCCCAACUGCGACACCACCGCCGGCAAUGGAUGCGGCGUUGAUGCGUCGGCCAACUCGUACGGCGCCCCAUUCAACACCGCGGGCGGCGGCGUCUACGCGCUCGAGUGGACCACGUGGCGGAUUCGCGUGUGGUACUUUAACCGCACGCGCAUUCCAGCGGACAUCACGGCGGGCAAUCCCAACCCGGCGGCGUGGGGCAAGCCCUUCGCCUACUUCGCCCUGGGCACCAACUGCCCGGCGUCGCACUUCCGCAACCAUACGAUGACCAUCAACCUAACCUUCUGCGGUGCCUGGGCCGGCAACUCGUGGGUGUGGGGGUCCGACUCGGUCUGCGCCGCCAAGGGCACCUGCGUGGACUUUGUGCGCAAAAACCCAUCGGCAUUCACCGAGGCCUAUUGGCUGUUCAAUUCAGUGCGUGCUUACCAGUGGGCCAACUAA